Messenger RNA from Penicillium subrubescens, 1047 nucleotides. Its product is annotated as recombinase RAD51. The record is from RefSeq and is a predicted model, not a curated record. Bases 1 to 1047 code for a protein of 348 amino acids. NCBI's taxonomy places the organism in Eukaryota, Fungi, Ascomycota, Eurotiomycetes, Eurotiales, Aspergillaceae. Gene Ontology annotation, cellular component: condensed nuclear chromosome. Gene Ontology annotation, biological process: DNA strand invasion; double-strand break repair via homologous recombination; reciprocal meiotic recombination. The transcript is spliced from 4 exons. Gene Ontology annotation, molecular function: ATP-dependent DNA damage sensor activity; ATP binding; single-stranded DNA binding.
AUGACCGCCGACACAGAGACCCAAGGCGAGUAUGAUGAUGGUGGUUUGACUGGUCCUGGGGCUCCCACCCCGCUCUCUGCUCUGGAGGGUAUGGCCGGCUUGACUGCUCGAGAUAUCAAGUUGUUCCUGGAUGCCGGAUACCACACUGUCGAGCGAAUUGCUUUCACACCAAAGCGUCAGUUGGAGCAGAUUAAGGGGAUCUCAGAGCAAAAGGCUAGCAAGAUCUUGGGCGAGGCCAACAAACUCGUUCCCCUUGGAUUCACAACGGCCACCGAGAUGCACGCCCGACGAAGUGAGCUUAUCUCCAUCACAACUGGAUCCAAACAACUAGACACACUGCUUGGGGGUGGUAUCGAAACGGGGUCAAUCACGGAGAUUUUUGGAGAAUUCCGAACAGGAAAGAGUCAGAUUUGCCAUACUCUUGCAGUAACUUGCCAACUGCCCUUUGAUAUGGGCGGAGGCGAGGGCAAGUGUCUCUACAUCGAUACCGAGGGAACCUUCCGACCAGUUCGACUACUGGCAGUUGCCCAGCGAUACGGGCUCGUCGGAGAGGAAGUCCUCGACAAUGUGGCCUAUGCUCGAGCUUACAAUUCCGACCAUCAGCUACAGCUGCUUAACCAGGCUUCCCAGAUGAUGUGUGAAACCCGAUUCUCACUGCUGAUCGUGGACUCGGCGACCUCGCUCUACCGUACAGACUUCAAUGGACGUGGUGAGCUUGCAUCACGGCAGACCCAUCUGGCAAAGUUCUUGCGCACGUUGCAGCAUCUUGCGGAUGAGUUUGGCAUCGCAGUCGUCAUCACCAACCAGGUUGUCGCCCAAGUCGACGGUGGCCCCAGUGCUAUGUUCAACCCCGACCCUAAGAAACCCAUUGGAGGCAACAUCAUUGCCCAUGCUAGCACAACACGGCUCAGCUUGAAGAAGGGCCGUGGUGAGACCCGUAUUUGCAAGAUCUAUGACAGCCCUUGCCUGCCCGAAAGCGACUGUCUCUUUGCUAUUAAUGAGGAUGGCAUUGGUGAUCCCAGUGAGAAGGAUCUGGAGAAGGACUAA